CUCUCUCCCCUCCCUCUCUCUCUCUCUCUCCCUCAUCCUGUCCCUGUGUGAAUCCCAUUGUGUUCUUCAGAUGGAGAUUAUUCCAAGAGCCUCAGACACAGACUUUGGAGCUCUGUAGCUCGGUCCGGGAGAUAAACGAUGGCCGAUCAGGAUAGCGACUUGUUCUUCGACCCUUCCUGUGACGCGCUAACAACGUCGGAGGCCCUGCCGUUUGAGCCGCUCUUCAUCCACGAGGAGGAGGACGAGGAGAAGGAGACGCAAGCGGCAGCAGAGGAGGAGGAGGAGCAGGAGCGAUUCGAGGACUGCGUGGAGGAGUUGACGUCGGCCCUGGGCUUUUCGCGGAGGUGCCGCGCCGCCAUGGAGGAGGAGUUUAGCGGCCUCAUGGCCCAAAUGAUGGCCGAGAUCGAGGAGUACGACAGCCUGCUGAACUGCGCCUCCCUGGGAUGCUGCCCCCCCCUGGGGGAGCAGGGGGGCAUCUUGGGGGGCAUCCUGCCAGCCGAGGACUACUGCCUCACCCCGGGGCAGCAGGGGGGCAUCUUGGGGGGCAUCCUGCCAGCCGAGGACUACUGCCUCACCCCAGGGCAGCAGGGGGGCAUCUUGGGGGGCAUUCUGCCAGCCGAGGACUACUGCCUCACCCCGGGGCAGCACGGGGGCAUCCUGGGGGGCAUCCUGCCAGCCGAGGACUACUGCCUCACCCCAGGGCAGCAGGGGGGCAUCUUGGGGGGCAUCCUGCCAGCCGACGGCUUCUCAUCUCUAGCGGGUCAGUGCAGUGUGGUGGGGGGGAACAGCGGAGGUGCAGCAGGUGCACUACCACAGCAGGGGGCGCUAAAGAGCGCUGGAGACACAGGGCUGCUGCUGCUCACAGGCGAGGGAGACGAGUCGUCCCGGCAACGCACGUCGGGGGAACAAGACAGGCGCAAUAAGAAUGGGGACUGCCGCGCUGCCGUCAAUAUGGCAGAGGUGAUGCGUACAUCAGGGUUGGGUUCUGUGACUCCUGGGGUGGGGGUGAGUCCUGUGACGGAGUUGACUCCUGGGGUGGGGGUGAGACCUGGGAUGGAGGUGACUGUCGAGGCAGGAGAGGGCCCUGUGAUGGAGGUGGGCCCUGUGACGGAGUUGACACCUGGGGUGGGGCUGAGUCCUGGGAUGGAGGUGACUGUAGGGGCAGAGGUGGACCCUGUGACGGAGGAGACUGUGGAGUCCGAGGCGGUGGUGACGCGGGACCUGGGUGAGCUGGGCGCGCUGUUCGAGGGCUGCAUCGCGGAGGUGGGCCGUCUGGAGCAGCGUCGGGACGAGCUGGUGACGGAGCUGCUGGAGCUGGAGCGCCCCCUGGCGGAGGGGGUGCAGGCGCUGCGGGACGAGCUGACCGAGGCCCACACACAGCUGCACCGCUCUGGCCUGCAGAAGGAGGACCUGAAGGACAGCAUCCGCCUGCUCAAGAGGCAGCUGUUCGCCGUGGCCAGGGCCUGCGCUCAGAGCCAGGUGGAGCUGUCAUCACGGAAACAUGAGGCACAGAAGCUGAGCAAUGUGCAGGAGGAACUGCAGGCACAGGUGCAGGCUCUGACGGACGAGGCAGCCCACCUGCGCUCGGAGCACGCGGGCCGCCUGCAGAGUCUGCAGGAGCAACAGGAGGUGCAGGAGAACUCCUCCUCCUCCUCGACAGACCUCUCCGACGGCCGCCGCGCCUCCUGCGACCUGCAGCAGUACCUGCAGGGGGCGCUAAGCGCGCUGGAGGAGUGGUACGAGCCGCGGCUGGUGGCCCUGCUGAAGCGGAGGGAGGGGGGCCAGGAGGCCCUGCAGAAGACGCGCGAGCAGGCCCAGGGGCUGCGCACUCAGCUGGGGCCCCUAAGGGACGAGCACGACCGGCUGCAGCUCCAGAGAACCUGCCUGGAGGAGCGGUUCCACCUCAUGGAGGACCAGCGCAGGGAGACCAUACUCCACUACAAGGAGACGGUGCAGCAGCUGGAGGAGAGCAGUCGGCAGCUGAAGAUGGAGCUGCAGAUGCAGCAGAGGAAGACCAGAGAGAUGGAGGCGGUGAAGAACAACCUCUUGAAGCAGCUCUGCCUCUACAGAGCCAGCCCAGAGAACCAUGAAGAGGUGAAGCCACCAGCUCUUGGAGACCACAGCAACCAGCAGCCCUCUAUGGUGGAGGUGCAGACCUGAGACAAGUCAAUGUGUGUGUGUGUGUGUGUGUGUGGUCGAGGGUGCUAUCCGAGUUGGGUGUCAUGGGAGAGGGGGUUGAGCAUGUGCUGUAUGUGUGUGUGGGCCGAGUGUGCUUGGAGUGUAUGUGUUAAGUAUGUGUGUGUGGGGGGAGAAUCAGUAAGGUUUGUCAGCAUGGAAUGGCUUCUUCUCUUACUUCAUACCAGAGGCAAAAGCUGCACUGAAAUCCACUUGAGCUCUAGCUCCCCCAUGUGUGUUGGAGUGUUUGUAGAAAAGGGUUAAUCUAAGCCAGGGGUGUCAUAGUUACGGCCUGGGGGCCAG
Molecule: messenger RNA, 2478 nt
Organism: Alosa alosa (allis shad)
Lineage: Eukaryota; Metazoa; Chordata; Actinopteri; Clupeiformes; Clupeidae
Gene: sync
Product: syncoilin, intermediate filament protein
Exons: 5
Coding region: 139-2160 (673 amino acids)
Cellular component (GO): intermediate filament
Source: RefSeq, a predicted model, not a curated record